Molecule: messenger RNA, 1362 nt
Organism: Drosophila rhopaloa
Lineage: Eukaryota; Metazoa; Arthropoda; Insecta; Diptera; Drosophilidae
Gene: endos
Product: alpha-endosulfine
Exons: 3
Coding region: 329-688 (119 amino acids)
Cellular component (GO): cytoplasm
Molecular function (GO): protein phosphatase inhibitor activity
Source: RefSeq, a predicted model, not a curated record
UAACGGUCGAACUGCGGUCACACUGCUUGCAUCAUCUCCCAGCGCGUCUGUAAAGUGAUAAAAUAAUUUUGCUUUUGAAUCGCCUUGAGAAUUUCCGUCACUCCAUAUAUAAAUAUCGUGUAACAGCCUGAUUUAGUCGGGCCCGAGAGCAUUUCCCCCAAUUGGUUGCGAAUAGCUGUGAACUUCGCUAAUUCGGCACGCUAAUUGGCAAAGCAAAACCGAUUCGAUUCCAGGGAAGGAGACGCAUAAGCAGAAGAAGGGUGAAGAACAAAAGGAGGAGGAAAACAACAGUUAAUCGUCAAAUUUUACAGGCAAAAGGCAGUCCACAAUGAGCUCCGCGGAAGAAAACAGCAACAGCCCGGCCACCACGCCCCAGGACAACGAGGCCGCCGAGCAGGUCAACCUCACGGAUCUCGAGAAGAUCGAGGAGGAGAAGCUCAAGUCCAAGUACCCCAGUGGAAUGCGAGUACCCGGAGGUCACUCGGCCUUUCUCCAGAAAAGGCUGCAGAAGGGGCAAAAGUUCUUCGACUCGGGCGACUACCAGAUGGCCAAGCAGAAGGGUGGCAGCGUUAAGCAGGUCUUUGCCAACAAGGUGACCACCGGAGAGGCCAUUCCCACGCCCGAAACCGUGCCGGCACGAAAGACUUCGAUCAUCCAACCCUGCAACAAGUUCCCAGCGACAAGCUAAUUUACUCACCUCUUACACCUUCUAUAUCCACAACCUCAAAUGCAGCCAGUUCCCCGUUCCCACUUCAAAUGCUCUAUAUUUAAUUUUAAAGAAAAACCUAGUGCUAAGAUGGCUACUGCCGGAUUGGGCAGGCAUUUCGCGCGGAAGUUUAACCUGAAUUUGAAGCUCCUCGUUCCCCCGUAAAAUUUAAACGCCACCGCACCAGCCAAUCUCAAGAUCCCGUCAUCAGUCCAUCUCUCAGGCCGGGGAAGCGAAGAUGGCAGAACGCAGCACGAAAUUUAUUGCAACAGUUAUAUAUAUCUCUAUUUCUGUAACAUUAACUAAACUUACCCUGAUCGUACGUAGCUGUAAGUAUUACGAGCAUAAUAAAUUUAAGUUGGAGCCAGCCACACACAUAUACAGUUCUCGUACAUUACUGGGAUUCCCUCAACUUCUUAUAAUUUACAUUUGCCUUAAAGUUUUAACAAAGACUCCAUAUUGCAUGGAAAAUAUUUAAAUUUUAAAGAGCUCCCAAUCAUAAGCGGUUGAAGGAAUUUCUCUGAACAUUUGAUAAUAAAAUAGGUCGCUGCUGCUUGCAGAGUUAAAUUAUUAAUGCGAAAGCCAAAAUGUCGAGUUAAAAUAAAUUUGUAAAUCAAGCAGAGCUAAAAUAAAUGUAUGUACGUACCUACUAAUAA